AUGAAGAAAAAUGAAUGGAUAUGUUAGUAAACAAUUAUGGAUCAUAAUGAUGAAGUAUAUUAAUUAAGUUUUAAUUAAUAAUAAAAUAGAUUAGUAUCUUGUAGUUAUAAUGGUUUAAUAUUAAUAAUAGAACAAUCAGAAUAAAAUAAAGAAUGGAUUGUAAAAUAAAAGAUCAAAGUUGAAUAGUAUGGAUACAGAGUAUGCUUUAUUGAUGAUAAUAUGUUCACAUUCUAACCAUAUGGUAAAGAAUAGAUGUGUGUUUAUGAGAUGAAUAAUUAAUUUACCAAGACUAAAGAUAUUACUGUUAAAUGUGGAUCAGAUUUUACUUGUCUAUUUCCUUAAUAAUAUAUAAAUGCAAAAUUUAUGCUUGUGAGUAAGAAUGGUGAAUAUGUCAAUAUCAUUAGGAAAAAAUAAAAUGGAGACUUAUUAACUCAAUAUUCUAUACAUUUUGGAACUAAUCGUAUAUAUGGAGCUAUGAGUGAUGAUGGACAGUAUUUGGUUACUUGGGAUGAAAAAUCAAAAUAAAUACAAAUUAGAAGAUAUUAAGAACAAUGA
Paramecium pentaurelia is the source of this 555-nucleotide messenger RNA. Lineage: Eukaryota; Ciliophora; Oligohymenophorea; Peniculida; Parameciidae. The record is from the annotation of a GenBank genome assembly.